This is a messenger RNA of Sceloporus undulatus (fence lizard), 959 nucleotides long. RefSeq names its product small G protein signaling modulator 1-like. The record is from RefSeq and is a predicted model, not a curated record. NCBI's taxonomy places the organism in Eukaryota, Metazoa, Chordata, Lepidosauria, Squamata, Phrynosomatidae. The transcript is spliced from 4 exons. The coding region runs from base 177 to 662 and encodes 161 amino acids.
GAAACCAAGCUCCGGCACUCCACGAAAACACGCGCAAGGCCCAGAAAGCGCUGAACCUGUCGCCGCAGGCCGUGCGCCAUCUUUGGAUCCGGACAGCGCUUUUUGAGAAGGUCCUGGACAAGAUCGUCCUCCAUUUGGUUGAAAACAGCAGCAAAUACUACGAGAAGGAGGCCUUAAUGAUGGACGCCGUUGACGGGCCGAUCCUCGCUUCUUUACUCGUCGGCCCUUGCGCCCUCGAAUACACCAAGAUGAAGACCUCUGACCACUUUUGGACCGACCCUUCGGCUGACGAACUCGUCCAGCGCCACCGGAUCCACAGCUCCCAUUGCCGCCAGGACUCUCCGACCAAGCGUCCGGCACUCUGCAUCCAGAAGAGACAUUCGAGCGGCAGCAUGGAUGACCGUCCGUCUCUGUCGGCCAGAGAUUACGUCGAAUCGCUCCACCAAAAUUCGCGGGCUACGCUCCUUUACGGGAAAAACAACGUCUUGGUGCAGCCGGUGAGCGACUGGCGACACGGGAAUUCGAACCUUGUUUGUGUAAUAAUGUUAAAAAUUUGUUUAGAAAAAAGUGCUCCCGGUAGUUGUGGAAGUCGUCCAUUUAUCGCAGCAUGUGCUUCGCCUCCUUCUGUAUGUCGCGCUCUGCAAUCUGCACAUAAAGGAUAGUCCAGUUUGACGGCCCUGGCUCAAUGCUAGGGGAUGAUGGGAACUGUAGUUUUGUUAGGCUUCUCUGUCAGCAUUCCAAAGCACUGAGAUGUCAAAUGUGGGGUUAAAGCGAUUUCAAAUCGGAUUGUUCCUGCGGUGCGUUUUGGCCCUUAGUGAGUCUAAAGUGAGCAGGGAUGGUUUGAAUUAAAUGAAACGGAUAAAUAAAAUGAAUGAAUUAAAUGAAAUGAAUGAAUUAAAAAAUGAAUUAAAUGAAAUUUAUAAAUACAGAAAAAUAGAUGAACUAAAUGAAAUAAUUAA